Messenger RNA from Fonsecaea pedrosoi CBS 271.37, 1743 nucleotides. RefSeq lists its product as uncharacterized. Gene Ontology annotation, cellular component: nucleus; cytosol; ribonucleoprotein complex. Gene Ontology annotation, molecular function: mRNA 3'-UTR binding; poly(A) binding; poly(U) RNA binding. Lineage: Eukaryota; Fungi; Ascomycota; Eurotiomycetes; Chaetothyriales; Herpotrichiellaceae. The record is from RefSeq and is a predicted model, not a curated record. The transcript is spliced from 7 exons. Bases 1 to 1743 code for a protein of 580 amino acids.
AUGUCUGACAAGCCCGCAACCCAGUCGGUCUCAAGCAAUGCAUAUGCUGGCUAUCAUCAGUCAAGAAUGCCGUACAAUGCAUCAGGCUAUCCACAGUACAAUGGAGCCAUGAACAUGACCAACUCCAAUCCCCUUUCCAACAUGCAGAACCUCAAGGCCACCCUGCCACCCUCUGCUUCGGUCGAGACUGAGAUGAAUGCAGUCAAUCGUCCCGGAUACAACAGCCCUUUGAUGAUGUUGCCGUCUGGUCAAGCCGUGCCACUCCCCAACUUCUACGGUCAGAACCAGACCUCAGCUGGAGAUGCUUCCCAAUUGCCCUACGUCCCCACUGGUAUGUUUCCGAGCUUCAUCGGAAAUACCAGCAUGGCAACAAGUGCUCUCCCAGGAUAUGGUUGGCCGUACAAUCUUGCCUCCAAUGUUGCCGGGUUUGAUCCAGGUCGUCGAGGAUCCUGGUCUUCCAAUGAAGAGAAUGCUUCCAACAACCAAAAUGUGGCGCCGCAGGGUCAAUCGGACUACUACAACUCCAUGGCCUACCUGUCGACCACUCCUGCCAGCCAACACUACGUUGCUGGGCCCAUUCAACCAAUGAAGUGUCAAGACAACAAAUCCUACGAGAUGGUCAACCUUGAUGAGCUCGUCAACCGUGACCCACAGAUCCCUCGUGCAGUGCCCGCCAUGUGGACCAACCAGGAGGAACUCAGCCUGGCCAAAUGUCUUCAGAAUCCCGAGGGCAUUACCAACGUCUACAUUCGUGGCUUCAUGCCGGACACCACCGAUGAAGAUCUUGAACGUUGGGCUUCUCGCUUUGGUGAGAUCGAGUCAUGCAAGGCCAUCAUCGAGCAGGACACGGGAAAAUGCAAAGGCUUUGGGUUCGUCAUGUACUAUUCUCCCGCUGCUGCAGAGAACUGUAUCCGUGGCUUCUUCCAUCUUGGGUUUCAAGCCAGCUAUGCUCAGAAAUCUCGCAACUCCCGACUCAAGGACUUGGAGGAUAAGAACUCUACCAACAUUUAUUGCACCGGGGUUCCUAUUGAUUGGAAUGAAUCAGAUCUGGCCAAACAUUUCUUGCCGUAUCACGCCGUCUCCACCAAGAUCUGCCGCGAUGCACCAUCCGGAGUCAGCAAGGAAGUUGGCUUUGCAAGAUUCGAAACACGUGAGAUCGCAGAACGUGUCAUCAAAGAAUUCCACUCUGUCCUCAACGAGCGUGAUGGCAUCAAAUUGUUCCUCCGCUUUGCCGACACCAAAGCUCAGAAGCAGCUCAAACAACAGAGUCAAGAACGUCGCAACUGGCGCAGCCGCGAAUACAGCUACUCGGUUGAACACACUCCAUCUCCAACUCUGUCUCGAUUGCAGAACGUGAACAACCACAUCAGUCCGAAUGGCAGUUGGCAGUCUCCGGCUGGAACUACCAAUGGCUUCACUCCAGCGACGUCAGUCUCUCCGCCUGAGCUUCCGGGUGUCAACAACAAGACUGCGACCAUGAUCCGCAACUCCACGUCGACUUGGCCAAUGCAGGGGGGACUGCAGUCGAUUACCAACUCCACCACUGUUAGGACCAAUCUUCCAGCAGCCCAUCCUUACAUUGAAGUCCCGCCAAAGUCUGCGGCCGCAAUUGCAAUCAUCCCAGACAAUGGAAACAUCAGCAAGAAGACCAAGACUCCAAGUCCAAAGAAGGUCACCAUUAGAAUUGAGCCAGCCAGCGGCAAGGAGAACUACACCGCCACCACUCCGCAAUCUUGCAAAUGA